Oikopleura dioica is the source of this 690-nucleotide messenger RNA. The record is from the annotation of a GenBank genome assembly. NCBI's taxonomy places the organism in Eukaryota, Metazoa, Chordata, Appendicularia, Copelata, Oikopleuridae.
AUGAGGGCGUCGACUGUUGAAAUUGCCGAUCUCCAAGAAAUCAUCAAUCUUAUCGAUGGAAAAACUCGAGGAGUCUAUUCCCACAAAAGAUGUCAGAUCAGAAGACUUGUCGAAACAACCCAGCUUUCUUUGAAAGUAAUUGAAGAUAACAACGACAAAAUAAUUGGAUUCGCUGCUUUCGACCUCCAGGCAGAUUUUGAAUCGAAAAAGAUUGCCAGUGAUCUUUACAAUCCGCAAAGUGUUCUUGAGCUGAUGCUAUUCAUGGCGGAAGAAGAUCAUGAGAAUGUCGACGGAAUUGUAUCUUGUAUUUUGUCCGCUGUUUUCAAAAGAUGCCCUUUUAUCCACCAUGUGAUCGUGACGAAAAACGACUCGCGACUAUCAUCUGUAUCUUCUAAAAUCCCCAACUCGCCCUACUCAAUCAUCAACCGCGAAGACUUCGUCCCCACACUCUUUAUUCGCCCUGGAAAAGAAGAAGACAACGAUGAUGUCGCUGCCGUGUACAAGAAUAACGACCAGCUCAAGAUGAUCUACGGCGACUUUUUCUACACUGAAAUGGUUGAAUCAGUUGAUGAGAGACACAAGGUGCUUGUUGCUGAUGUAAAUGAUAUCGCAGUUGGUGCGAUUGCAAUUUCAUCGAAGAUUUCCCUUGAUCAAUUACAAUGUACGCAUCACAUCGGUGGAUUCAAGUAA